Alligator sinensis (Chinese alligator) is the source of this 2249-nucleotide messenger RNA. It is a transcript of the gene MBLAC1, whose product is annotated as metallo-beta-lactamase domain containing 1. The record is from RefSeq and is a predicted model, not a curated record. The transcript has 6 exons. The coding region runs from base 1480 to 2217 and encodes 245 amino acids. NCBI's taxonomy places the organism in Eukaryota, Metazoa, Chordata, Crocodylia, Alligatoridae. Gene Ontology annotation, cellular component: membrane.
ACAUAUGCCAGGCUGUGGCAGCAGAGCAGGGGCCCCCACUGCAUGCACAGGGAGGGGAGCUGCUGUGGUCCAUACAGGUCUAUAGGGCCUGGUAGGCGGGGCUGGGCAGUGUCACAGACCACUGGGUCUGAUACGAAAGUAUGGACCUGGACUGGAGGGGAGGCCCCAUGGGGUGCUAAAGGCAGUCCAUAUGGGGCUAUACAAACCUGGGCAGGAGGAGAGGCCCCACAGGGCAUUACAGAUGGUCCAUACGCCCUCUAUGGCCUGGGCAGAGGGGGCAGAGCUGGAGGGCAGGCCCUGCGGGGUGGAUGCCGGCCGGGCAGGGGCGCUCGUGAGGGUUCUGACCGCUGCCUUUCGCAGUCCGCAAGUAUCUGAGCCUGGAGCUGGAGGCGGUGCUGGCCAGCAGCGCCCGCUCUGCAGAGGUGCUGGAGCUGGGGCAGGUGCUGGACUCGGGUCGGCGUCCGCUACAGCGUCUCGUGAGUGCCACCCGGACGCCAGGGCUCCUCAGGGGUGAGAGCAAUGGGAGCGCGGGCACCUGGGUUCCCUCCUGGCUCAGGGACAGGGGCCUUGGUGGGGGGAGGGGCAGGAUACUGAAAAGUUCCAGUGGGGUUCCCCCCCCCUUCUAGGUCUGUCUCUCCCCAGCUCCUUCCCCCUUUUCCCUUCUCCUGCCCCAGGGAGACGCAUCUGGCCGAGGCACUGGUGAGUGGCUGCUGCAAUGCAGCAUCCACACCGAGUGCCCUGGGAGCCUGCGCUACGCUAAGGUCAGCCGGUUUCCCCCUGCUCCACGAGGGCAGCGGGGCCUGGGCUCUCUCCCUGGCGCCUCAGACCUUCCCAGGGCCAGAGCCAGACCAUGAGCACCCUGCGCAACCUGGUGCACAAGGGGGUGAAGGUGGACCUGGGCGUCCCCCCAGAGCUGUGGGAUGAGCCCUCGGUGGAGGUCACCCAGCUGAAGCAGCAGGAAAACGCAGGUCAGCCCCGCGAAACCCUCCUGGGCAGCUUUUUAUCCCUCGCCGCCGCCCGUUCAUUGGCUGCUUCCAAAAUGGCGGCCCCCACUACCUGAAGACCGCCAUUUCCAAGAUGGCAGCACCCAGUGCGGGGUAUAGAGGAGGCGCGCCUAUGUCACUUCCGAGGAGGAUGAGUGCCCCCCACUCCGGACCGUACCUCUGGUGUGCGGGCUCCGCUGCUGGGCGAGACCAUCGUGGCGUCGCAUACAGACACCUACGACCCUGUCACCUUGGACCUCCAGGGGCCACGUCCCUUGACCCCUUCUACUCAAGCCUACUGGACGACAGCCCAGCUGUGACCUCUGCAGGCCCUGCCCCCAUGAAUCCACCUCGGGAUCCUCUCUGAUCUGCUGAGCCGUGAACCCCGACCUCCAGCUUCUGGAGGGGUCUCAUCCAUCUGCAGCCUUUGACCUCUGGGGCCUGCACCCUUGACUCCCCCACAUCUCCACCCUCCUUCCGUGACCCACAGCCCCCCAUGACCGACCCCGGGGCUGCACCCACAGUGCGCACGGCGCUGCUGGGCACACGGCGGAUCAUGGGCAGCCCCUACACGGUGGUGGUGCUGCAGGAGGGCUACCACCAGCCCACGCCAGAUGGUGGUGCGCGGGCUGAUGGGACGGUGACGCUGCUGCGGGGACCGCUCCCCAUGUUGGUGGACACAGGGGGCCCAUGGGGUCGCGAGCGGCUCCUGGCAGCGCUGGUUGUGAUCACUGCCAUCCACUUCCAGGCAGCUGGGCAUCAGGGCUGCUGCGGGAACCGCUGCGGGAUGUUCCUGUCCAUGCUGAUGGCGGUGCUGGGCAUAGGGGGUGCGAUCUAUGCCAUGACGGUGUCGGGGCUGGCACUGGUCCGUGGGCCCCUGUGCCAGUAUCUCCUGCCCGAAGGCAACCUCUCAGAUUGGGGACGGCCCUUCCAGGGCCCACCCUGGAAGUCCGAUGAUGAUGAUGACUUCAGGAAGUCGAGCUACCUGUUCCACCCGGAACUCUGGGGGAAAUGCCACAACCCGCCGGACGUGGUGAAGUUCAACAUCAUUCUUUUCUCACUGAUCCUGGGGGGAGCCGUGCUGGAGCUGCUGCUCUGCACUGUGCAGUUCUUCAACGGCUGUGCUGGCUGCAUCUGUGGCCCCCGGCUCCGCAAGCGCCCUGUGAGUGCCUCUUAUUCCCAGCAGGCCCCACCCCAGAGCCAGCCGCCCUGCAGGGCUGGCCGCAGGCUGUGACAGUGACAGAUGGGGACUCACCUCCUUCCUUU